Messenger RNA from Andrographis paniculata, 1274 nucleotides. RefSeq lists its product as uncharacterized. Lineage: Eukaryota; Viridiplantae; Streptophyta; Magnoliopsida; Lamiales; Acanthaceae. The record is from RefSeq and is a predicted model, not a curated record. Gene Ontology annotation, molecular function: S-adenosylmethionine-dependent methyltransferase activity. The coding region runs from base 262 to 1023 and encodes 253 amino acids. The transcript has a single exon.
UUCUUCUCAUCUUCCCCACUGUGUUUCUCUCUCUGUAACUUUUCUCUCCUCUGGACUGGACUUUCGUGGCUAUAAAUACAAUUCCCACAACACUAUUACAAUAAUAAUAUUAUUAUAUUAUUAUCCAAUUAUUCGUUUUGGGUCGCUUUCCUUUUUCUUUCAUUUCCUUUCAUGCGUUUUGCUUUCUUGAUGUUAUCGACAACCCCUUUUGUCCAAUUUUUCUGAAACCCUAGUCCCUCAUCGAUGCAUGGUACAUGAAAAAUGGAAUCAAAUUCUUCUUCUUCUUCUAAACUGCCCGUAAUCGUCAGACCCUUCGUGCUCUUCGUCUUUAUCUCCCUCCUCUUCGUCGCCUUCCUCUCUUUCUCCUUCUCCUUCUCUUUCCAGACCAAAAAGACCUUCAACAACAAUUUCUCGUCGGAGGAGAAUCUUCCGGCGGAUAUCCGGAUCCGGCCCGGGUACUCGUCGUACGACGCGUACCUGGAGCGGCAGCUGAACAAGACCCUCAACCCGAAGCUCCGGCAAAUCUGGACGACCCGCGAUUGGGAUCGCAAGGUGAGGGUCUUCGCCGGAUUCUUCGCGGACCUGAAGCAGAGGGGGCUCCUGUCGAACGGGUCCAAGUCGCUCUGCAUCGGGGCCCGGGUCGGGCAGGAGGUGGCGGCCCUGAAGCGGGUCGGGGUGUCGGACUCGGUGGGGAUGGAUCUGGUGCCGUCGCCGCCGCUGGUGGUGAAGGGGGACUUCCACCGGCAGCCGUUCGGGGACGAGACGUUCGAUUUCGAGUUCUCGAACGUGUUCGACCACGCGCUGUACCCGCGGAAGUUCGUGGGGGAGAUCGAGCGGACGCUCAGGGGGGGCGGGGUGUGCGUGCUGCACGUGCUGCUGUCGCGGCGGGCGGAUAAGUACUCGGCGAAUGAUCUGUACAGUGUGGAGCCGUUGAAGGAGCUGUUCCGGAGAUCGGCGCUGGUUCAGGUGAGGAAGAUCGAUGGGUUUGGGUUGGACACAGAGGUGGUUUUCAGGAAACGAUGACACUGGGAAGAACUUGGUUUCGAUUUGAUUUGAUUUGCUGUCUCUCUGUCUGUCUGUCUGUCUGUCUGUCUUCUUCUUCUUCGAUUCAGUUCCUUCCCUUACACUUGGUUUUUUUUGACAAAUUGAUUGAUUGAUUGAUUGUAUACAAAAUUGUAUUCAAUAUUGAUUACUAGUUGAUUGAUUGCUUGCUUGUAUCAUCAGAAUUAAAUGAAGAAAGAAAGAAAUAUCCAUAGUUGAUUUUUUGUUCAUUA